AUGCAUUUCCUGUUCCUUCUCUUGGUGACCUUGCUUCAAUCUCCUCCUACUAGAGCUGAGGAAAUUAUUGGAGGCCGGGAGACAAAACCCCAUUCCAGGCCAUACAUGGCAUUCCUGAAGUUUAGCAAUGAAAAUGGAAAAGGAGGGAGAUGUGGUGCUUUCCUGGUUCGAGAGGACUUUUUGCUGACAGCAGCUCAUUGCUGGGGAAGUUCAAUAAGCAUCAUUCUCGGGGCCCACAACAUCCAGAAGUCAGAAAAGACCCAGCAGCUGAUUCCUGUGGUCAGAGCUAUUCCUCAUGAAGAUUAUGACAGCAAGACCUACAACAAUGACAUUAUGCUGCUACAGCUGAAGAAGAAGGCUAAGCUGACCAGAGCUGUUGGGCUCUUGGCCUUGCCCAGGAGGAAGGACAGGCUGAGGCCUAGGAUGCAUUGUAUUGUGGCAGGCUGGGGGAAUACCCGCAAGGAGGGAUUCUCAGACAAACUGCAGGAGGUGGAACUGAAAGUGAGAGAGGAUCGUGAGUGCAUGGACAGAUACCCUCAAUACUACAAAAAUUCUACCCAAAUUUGUGCUGGAGAUCCUAAAAACCAAAAGGCUUCUUUUGGGGGAGACUCUGGAGGUCCUCUCGUGUGUGAUAGAGUGGCCCAGGGCAUUGUCUCCUAUGGACCUAAAGAUGGAAGCAACCCUCGGGUCUAUACUCGGAUCUCCAGCUUCUUACCAUGGAUCAAAAGAACAAUGAAAACUCCUGAGUACUAA
Messenger RNA from Dromiciops gliroides (monito del monte), 753 nucleotides. RefSeq names its product granzyme-like protein 1. The record is from RefSeq and is a predicted model, not a curated record. Lineage: Eukaryota; Metazoa; Chordata; Mammalia; Microbiotheria; Microbiotheriidae. The transcript is spliced from 5 exons. Gene Ontology annotation, biological process: proteolysis. Gene Ontology annotation, molecular function: serine-type endopeptidase activity. The coding region runs from base 1 to 753 and encodes 250 amino acids. Gene Ontology annotation, cellular component: intracellular membrane-bounded organelle; cytoplasm.